Molecule: messenger RNA, 3183 nt
Organism: Rattus norvegicus (Norway rat)
Lineage: Eukaryota; Metazoa; Chordata; Mammalia; Rodentia; Muridae
Gene: Zfp384
Product: zinc finger protein 384
Exons: 11
Coding region: 288-2033 (581 amino acids)
Cellular component (GO): nucleus
Molecular function (GO): sequence-specific double-stranded DNA binding
Source: RefSeq, marked validated
ACGCUGCCUCGCGCCCCCGCCCUGCGGGUGUGUAGCGCGUAGCCCGUGCGAGUGUAGGGGUCUGUCUCGCGCCUGCAGUGCAUGCCCGCGCGCCCGGCCUCGCGUCCCCUGUCCCGCGCCCUGCGAGCCCUCCCACUCCCUCGGCUCCUUCCUUUCCCAGUGAACGCCGCCCCUCCCGCGCGCUGGCUCUGGCGCUGGCGCCGGCGCCGUCGCCGCCGCCUGAAAGUUCAGGAGCCCUGGAAAGGAGAAGGAAUAAGACGACAGGAGGAAGAGAGAGAGAGGGGAGAAUGGAAGAGUCUCACUUCAAUUCUAACCCGUACUUCUGGCCUUCUAUCCCCACGGUCUCAGGGCAGAUUGAAAACACUAUGUUCAUCAACAAGAUGAAGGAUCAGCUGUUGCCAGAGAAGGGCUGUGGACUGGCACCACCUCACUAUCCCACUUUGCUGACAGUGCCUGCCUCAGUGUCCCUGUCCUCUGGCAUCAGCAUGGACACAGAGUCCAAGUCAGAACAGCUGACCCCACACAGUCAGGCAUCUGUUACCCAGAACAUCACAGUGGUCCCUGUACCAUCUACAGGACUCAUGACUGCGGGAGUCUCCUGUUCUCAGAGGUGGAGAAGAGAAGGGAGUCAAUCAAGGGGUCCUGGUUUGGUAAUCACAUCCCCUUCAGGCUCUCUUGUGACCACAGCCUCAUCAGCUCAGACUUUCCCUAUCUCGACUCCCAUGAUUGUCUCAGCUCUUCCCCCUGGCUCACAAGCCCUACAGGUGGUCCCUGACCUCUCCAAGAAGGUAGCAUCAACCCUAACUGAGGAAGGAGGCGGAGGUGGUGGUGGAGGUGGCACUGUGGCUCCUCCUAAACCUCCUCGGGGCCGCAAGAAGAAGCGGAUGCUGGAAUCAGGGCUUCCUGAGAUGAAUGACCCUUACGUCCUUGCCCCUGGGGAUGACGAUGACCAUCAGAAAGAUGGCAAGACCUACAGGUGCCGGAUGUGCUCACUGACCUUCUACUCAAAGUCGGAGAUGCAGAUCCACUCCAAGUCACACACCGAGACCAAGCCCCACAAGUGCCCACACUGCUCCAAGACCUUCGCCAACAGCUCCUACCUGGCCCAGCACAUCCGUAUCCAUUCAGGGGCCAAGCCCUAUAGUUGUAACUUUUGUGAGAAAUCCUUCCGUCAGCUCUCACACCUGCAGCAGCACACCCGGAUUCACUCCAAGAUGCACACGGAGACCAUCAAGCCCCACAAGUGCCCGCACUGCUCCAAGACCUUCGCCAACACCUCCUACCUGGCCCAGCACCUCCGUAUCCACUCGGGGGCCAAGCCCUACAACUGUUCCUACUGCCAGAAGGCCUUCCGCCAGCUCUCCCACCUCCAGCAGCACACACGAAUCCACACUGGCGAUAGACCAUACAAAUGUGCACACCCGGGCUGCGAGAAGGCUUUCACACAACUCUCCAACCUGCAGUCUCACAGACGGCAGCACAACAAAGAUAAACCCUUCAAGUGCCACAACUGUCACCGAGCAUACACAGACGCAGCCUCACUAGAGGCUCAUUUAUCUACACACACAGUGAAGCACGCCAAGGUUUAUACCUGCACAAUCUGUAGUCGGGCAUAUACAUCAGAAACAUAUCUUAUGAAACAUAUGCGCAAACACAACCCUCCUGAUCUCCAACAACAAGUGCAAGCGGCGGCAGCGGCAGCGGCAGUGGCCCAGGCUCAGGCCCAGGCUCAGGCUCAGGCCCAGGCCCAGGCUCAGGCCCAGGCCCAGGCCCAGGCUCAGGCUCAGGCCCAGGCCCAAGCUUCACAGGCAUCACAGCAGCAGCAACAGCAGCAGCCACCACCUCCACAACCACCACACUUCCAGUCUCCUGGGGCAGCUCCCCAGGGAGGGGGUGGUGGGGACAGCAACCAGAACCCUCCACCCCAGUGUUCCUUUGACCUGACCCCCUAUAAGCCGGCAGAGCAUCAUAAAGACAUCUGCCUCACUGUCACCACCAGCACCAUCCAGGUGGAACACCUGGCCAGCUCUUAGAGAUCCGUACUGCCAUCCAUUGGAAAGGGGAGAAGUCCUGGUCCCUCCUUUGUCAACUCUUCUUGGUGGGAAAGUUCUCUUCUUCCUUGACAAGUCCUGUCUCCAGCUCCUUGGGUCUCAGGCAUGGCUUUUCUUCGCAAGAUAACCAUCCUUAAUCUCAGCUGCUCCUGAUUGGCCAAGGAAUCCUGAGCUGAUAGUGUUAUCCAACAGCCCCCAUCCAAGCAGAGCUUUUAAAACUGGGGCUUGGUGCUUGAGAGAAGGAUCCGCUGUAACCUCACAUCUUGUCCAGUGUGUGGGCGAUUACCUUUCUCUCCAUCCUCAAAGUUGGGGCUGAUAGAAGACUAGUGGCUGGCCCUCCCAGAUAACAGAGAAGGAAGCUCUAAAUGUCGCCAGCCUUCCGUUCUAUGCUUACCUGUAAAAGAACAGAUUUUGCACGUGGCCUGAUCCCUGUGAGCCAUUUUCUUCCCCUUACAUGGUCUCACUUCAUAUUGGGUGGUGACUAUACCUUUUUUAUUUGUAAGGGGGGCAAUAGCUGAUACAUGGUCACCAAGGUGCCAGAGAUUCCCCAGGUGACCAACGGUGGCUUAAGAGUGUGAGUUACCAUUUUUCCUUACAACCUCCUUCCUUCUCUGCCAACCAAGGGCCUAUAUACUCAGUCUCACUACCCCAGUCCAAGGAGCUCUGGGAGCUGUGUAAGCUGUGUUCUCUGCGAUGCCAUCUGGGCUUUGCAGAGAAGGGAGAAUUCAGGGCACACACAGGACUGGACUUAGCCUCCCUAGGUGCCACGGUCAGAUGCCGGACAUGGAUUUAUAUAUAAAUAUAUAUAUAUAAAUAUAUAUAUAUACCUGCUCAUCACGGCCAUCUUUGUUGUAACCAUUUCUGUGUUUAUAAAUGCAUUAUCUCUGAGAAUUUUCAUAUUGAUGUUUUAUUUUUGUCUUAUUUUUUUUUUCUCCACCUUGUCCUCUGGCCAUGGCAUUUUAAUUUUCUUUUCCCUUUCAAUUUUUUUAAUCAUGGGAAAUUUCAGAUAAAAGAAAAUUAAAAUAAUCAGGAAUUAUACAGUUGUUAUAAAGCAAUUUAAAAAUGAAAAACUUAUGUACAAACUAAGGGGUGUUUUUAGAACAUUGUACAGAAAUAAAUUUGUGUUUAAGGA